This is a messenger RNA of Leptonychotes weddellii (Weddell seal), 1016 nucleotides long. NCBI's taxonomy places the organism in Eukaryota, Metazoa, Chordata, Mammalia, Carnivora, Phocidae. The record is from RefSeq and is a predicted model, not a curated record.
AUGGGGAAGACUGAGGCAGCUAAAUUAGUUCCAAUGGGUUUCACUACUGCAACUGAGUUCCACCAAAGGCGGUCAGAGAUCAUACAGAUUACUACUGGCUCAAAAGAACUUGACAAAUUACUUCAAGGAGGAAUUGAAACAGGAUCCAUCACAGAGAUGUUUGGAGAAUUCCGAACUGGGAAGACUCAAAUCUGUCAUACACUGGCUGUAACAUGCCAGCUUCCCAUUGACCGAGGUGGAGGAGAAGGAAAGGCCAUGUACAUUGACACUGAGGGUACCUUUAGGCCAGAACGGCUGCUAGCAGUGGCUGAGAGAUAUGGCCUCUCUGGCAGUGAUGUCCUGGAUAAUGUAGCAUAUGCUCGAGGGUUCAACACAGACCACCAGACCCAGCUCCUUUAUCAAGCAUCAGCCAUGAUGGUAGAAUCUAGGUAUGCACUGCUAAUUGUAGACAGUGCCACUGCCCUCUACAGAACGGACUAUUCGGGUCGAGGGGAGCUUUCAGCCAGGCAGAUGCACUUGGCCAGGUUUCUGCGGAUGCUUCUGCGACUUGCUGAUGAGUUUGGUGUAGCAGUGGUAAUCACCAACCAGGUGGUAGCCCAAGUGGAUGGAGCAGCCAUGUUUGCUGCAGAUCCUAAAAAACCUAUUGGAGGAAAUAUCAUUGCUCAUGCUUCAACAACCAGACUGUAUCUGAGGAAAGGAAGAGGGGAAACCAGAAUCUGCAAAAUCUACGACUCUCCCUGUCUUCCUGAAGCUGAAGCUAUGUUUGCCAUCAAUGCAGAUGGAGUGGGAGAUGCCAAAGACUGAAACAUUGGGGUUUUUCCUGUGAUAAACCUUAAGUGCUACAGCCUAAUGGAGAGGACUGCUCCCUGGGGUUCUUCAUAGGCCUCUUCCUGUUGUGACUGCCAGAAAAAGGCUUCCGGAAAAACAGCUAUUGUAUCGGCUUUUCUGAUGGUGUAAACAGGAGACAGGUCAGUAGUCACAAACUGAUCUGAAAUGUUUAUUCCGUCUGGAGUGUA